This is a messenger RNA of Impatiens glandulifera, 321 nucleotides long. RefSeq lists its product as uncharacterized. The record is from RefSeq and is a predicted model, not a curated record. NCBI's taxonomy places the organism in Eukaryota, Viridiplantae, Streptophyta, Magnoliopsida, Ericales, Balsaminaceae. The coding region runs from base 1 to 321 and encodes 106 amino acids. The transcript has a single exon.
AUGACAACUCGAGCUCUUGAGAAAUUUGGCUACUCCGAUUUGGUAGCCCUUGCAUUACUUGUGGUAGAUGAGGUACACGAUUCAGAGCCGAAAUCGUUUAAAGAAACUAUGAAGAGCAAAGAGAGAACUAAAUGGAAGCAUGUUAUGGCAGAGGAGAUGGCAUCGUUUGACAAAAAUGAGACGUGGGAAUUGGUGAACAAACUCAAAAAUCAGAGGGUGGUUGGUUUAAAAUGGGUGUUCAAGUACAAAGAAUGUGUAGAUGGUAGUAACAAGCCAAGGUUUAAGGUGAAAUUGGUAGCUAAGGAGGUGAAGAUCCUUUGA